AUGGAGCCAGAGAAAGCCGUGGCUACCUCCACUCAAAAGCAAGCUAAAAAGAUCACUCAUCUGCAGGAAUCUUACGAAACCCAUUCUGAGGUCUCAUCAAUAACUAAUUGUCAUUCAGGGCCAUUUCUCAGCAAAGCAGCAGCCUCACUAGGAGAACAAAAUGAUAAAAGACAACCAGAUCCGGAGUUCAAAAGUGUGCCUCAAACCAUAGUUAGCAACAGCCAACCAUCUGUCACCACACCUUUGUCCAGGGUGCGAAUGCUACCGUCAACACCUUCGGUUCCAAGCACCGUGCAGCAACGACUCACUAGUCCCUGCAGUUCUAGUAAGCAGCCUAUCCCUGCCUCUUCAAGCAGCCCCCCAGUCAGCCGGAAGCUUCCCACUCCACCGCCUGUUCACAGGAGACUCCCAAGCCCACCUGUUACACGGCGAAAUGUUCCAAACCCGGCCUCCUCGUUUCCUUUCAAGGCACCAUCUCCACCAGCCUCACCGCAAGUUCAGAGAUGUUCGCGGGCGAGCAGCAGCUGCAGCAGUAACGACUCUUCUACGUCUAGGCUGACGGGCAACGCUCGCUCUGUGUUUGGCCUCGCUUCCCCAUCUCUGUUUGAGGCCCAGCCUUACUCAGUGCCUCAACCUCCCCAAGCAUGGACCUCUGCUGGGGGUUCCCUUCAUCCGCGCCCUUGGGGAAGCCAUGCGCGAUGUCCUGUAGCUCUCCGAGGACCGCAGCCUUUUAUUCGGCGCUGCCAUUCAGAGCGAAGAACAAGUCUGCCAUCUCGCUCAGCUGUCAGCUUCUCCAUGGCCCAGAGCUGUGGGAGCGAGCCAUCCUUAAAUACACAGGGGCUGGGGGAUGAACCUCCCAGGGAGGAUGAAUUGUGGAGGAGCCAAUCAGAUCUGCGAACUACCUCACGCUCUCUUACUCACCCUGAUCUAUGCAUUGUGGGUCAGUCCUUACAUCGAGUAUGAAGGGGCUGGUAACGACCAAGUGGGAUUAGGGAUUAGCAGGCCUCUCAAAGGAUUUCUUGUUGUUUUGAAGAAAGUUAUCCCUUUUGUUUUUUUUGAGAACAACUUUUCUCUUAACCUUACUUUAAAUGUUUUUUUGAAAUGUUUUUGUAUGAUUUUAUACAAUGUGUGUGCAUCUGUGUGUCUUUGCGUGAAUAUAUACACAGAAAAAACACAUACUGUACAAUACAGUACAUACUGUAUAUAUUUCACGUUAUGAAAACACUCAAUACAUUGAAUGUCUGGCCUUUUGUUUUUCUAAAUAUGGCUAGGUUAAACUCACUGCGUAUUGGAUUUAAUUGAUCAAGUAGAGCCUGUGAAUAUUUUGGAUAUCUUAAUGAAUAUUUCUGUCUUUAUUAUUUCUGUCUUCUUCUAAUGAGAAAUUAUUUGUCAUAAUUUGUUGAAUAUAAAGACGAUUUUGUUUCAGGUAGUUUUUCCACGUACCUACACAUUUUAAAGGUAGUGCCUAGAAGUUAUUCUAAUUGGGAUCAGGCGGUGUUAUCAUUUGAUCAUCCCAGAUAUAGUAGAGUUUGUUUUAAGUAAGUCUUUACUGUGAAUAUAAUAAUUUAUAUUAACCAUAAUGGGUAUAAACCACACAAGCUCUGGUUAAAUUAACCUUCUUCCUGGGAAAUACCAAACAUACCAGAUACAGCAGAAAUAGAAUCGUACAGGACAGUUUUGUUUUGUUUUCAUUGCGCUAUACUUAGAGUAAUUAUUUCAUAGAGGUGACAUCAUAGGUCAAAUAUAUAACUUAGCAUGAGUCUGCCAUUUUUCUGUACCUACACUGGGCUGCACCACCAUGCGGAAGUUCAAACAUAGCCUAAGGCAUAAGUAACAACUCAACUCUAAAAUUAGGAAUUGCUUGUUUAUCUAAUUAUUGAGUUGGCUCCACCAACACAAAUAGUAACAUACAUUAACACACAUUGCCAAACACAAACAUUUUCCUUAACACAAGAUUUCUAUUUUGUGUAGGCAUAAACAAUACUGUGAGCUAGCUUCUUUGUAUCAUGUACAUUUAUUUGCACGUACGUUUCCAUUAAUUGCGUGAAUAGGGGUGUGUUGACAGUCCCUUUGGUGGCAUGUGAGAUUCCGAUACAGCUUAUUUAAUUAAUGUAAUUAAUGGUUAUUAGAAACACCUGUAAAGCAGAGAGAUACUUGUUAAAAGUCCCAGCGCUGGUAUACUCUAUCAACAUCAUGUUAGGCCUCUUUUCCAAUCAAAUUACAAGGUCAGAACUCACUGCGUACAAGGAAGUCAAUGUACAAUGUACACAGUGUUGCCAUCAGAAAGAGUGAACAUUAUAAAGCAGGGCAAUGGAAAAUUCUGGUUAACGUCUGUCAUGUAGGUCUUGUGGGAAAUUUUUUGAAGAUACAACCGAAGAUAUGCAGAUGUCCUAUUGUACUUAGCAAACAGUGUGAAAAGUUUGUGACGGGCAUUGGGGGAGUUCACACAUCCUUCCAGCUGUGAGGCUUAAAAAAGAUUCCCCCUGCGUGUGGGAUUAGGGAGACCGGUCUGCUCAGUUCACUCAGUAGAAAAAAAGAAAGUGGGAAGAAAUUGAAACCGAGGUAAAAUGAAAAAACACAUAGAAAUACAAACAAUAACAUAAUUCGUUCAGAUUUAUCAGAAGGGUUGGCUUGAGAAAGGAAUUAAAUGUUAACUUAAAUCCAAACAAGUUGACUUAAGAGCGCCUUGCAUGGCAUGAGACAAGGAAAAAAAACACACUUCUUCCUCAUUCACUGAAAUGAGCAUUGCUACGGUGGACCGGUUCGACCGGUGAUUCAGAGCACAUCUACUUAUGAUUCACUGAUCAGCUGUUUCUAUCAAUAGAAAAGGACAUUGAAUGGGACUGUUUACAGUGAAUUGUUUUUUGUAUCUUAUCAUCAUGCAUAAGCAGGUGGUUUUGUAGAGGUGUCUUGUCAACAAUGCAUUCAGACUGGAGAGUGUGGUUGGGUUACCCACGACCGCUCAGCUGGUAGACAGAAACUUUAACCACUCGACUAGGCCUGCCUUAAUUGUACUCAGGUCUUUUUCUCUUCAUCCAUAAUUUAUUUCCAUGAAUUAAAAAAAUAAAGCUUGCUAGAGAGCACAAGGAAGGCCUUGGAUCACAGACAUGACUGAAAUUGAAAGACCACCAUGCUAUUAUGCUAAUCACUGAUCAUCUAAUAAAGAGAUUAUUCAAGGAUGCCAGUCAGCUAAAGACUCAAAGGAAUUGGUCCCAUUUAACUUAUCACUAAUAAAACUGACGUCAUUUUGAUUUAGGUAAAUAUGUUAAGCUGUUUUAAUCAUUGCUUAUGUAUAAAUAUGAUUUAGCUUUAUAUUUAAGUAGUUUUUACUAAUUGUGUCUGUGGCCAACUGCAUUUAACUGCAGGCAUCACAAACAUUGAGUCAGUGUAUAUAUAUAUACAUAUGUAUAUAAAAUGCUAUCCGCCACCUAGGUUACUUUAACUUGGCUCCUCAAAGGACGCAGGGGGUUGUGUUGAAGCUGGUUUAGUAAGGUUUGUAGAUUAUUACAGCCUGGGCUCCAUGCGGGAUAUAUCUUCUGGAAUGUCUGUGUGGAGAUGGCUGGAAUUACCGGUGCAAAUUGAAUGCACAAUGUGCAACAAGUGUGCAGCUUCACCCAGCCCCAGAGUCCAAUCAGUCUUACUCAAGCCAGGUAAACCAACCAUAAGCCACACACAUUCACACACCACAAUAUAUAUUAUCAUUCUUUUUUUAAACAAUCCUUAAAACUUGUACGCAUUUACUUGUAAAAAAUACGUUUAAGUGUGCAUACUUCGAUAACUGUAGUUAAUCUCUUAUGUUGUAGUUACGGAUGACCGCCACUAAAGGGUGCUAUGUUUCCUAUUUCCAUCGUUCAUCUCUUGUGCUCUUUUGACCAUAUACGUACAGUAUACGACGUAUCUAUCUACAGGUAUUGUUUCUAUAUAAAUUGACAUUUUGGGGAAUUAAAACCUUCUGACGUAGGCUACUAAUAUAAUCUAUAAUUUUUAUUUAUUUUUAUGAUUGGCUCAAGUUCUAGCUCAGUUUCAAUACAUAUUGGACAAAUAAUGCAAUGAUGCAAUUGCCAGUGUCAGAUUUGUAUUAACCUUUAUCCAUAUGAUAGUUUUUGACAGUAUUUUGUGUGGUUAACAUUGCUUAAAACCUAGUAAACAUAUAUGAUAUCCUGCUAAUAAAGUGUGUGUCACUUUUCCCAUUCAUACAAACUAGA
Gadus morhua (Atlantic cod) is the source of this 4205-nucleotide messenger RNA. RefSeq names its product photoreceptor cilium actin regulator-like. The record is from RefSeq and is a predicted model, not a curated record. The transcript is spliced from 2 exons. NCBI's taxonomy places the organism in Eukaryota, Metazoa, Chordata, Actinopteri, Gadiformes, Gadidae. The coding region runs from base 1 to 963 and encodes 320 amino acids.